AUGUCGACCAGAGAUAUCAAGCCCCUCGACUAUGAUGAGAAACCGCCAGUAGAAUCCAGCGAUCGCCGAACAUCUCUUGAGAAUGGAGUCGGCGAAAUCAUACAUACAAUCAACGCCUCAGGCCAUCGAGAUCAACUACAACGGCAUUACGGUCCUCUACAGAUCUGUGGUCUGGCCUUGAACAUCGACUCUGCCUGGGUAGCCUUUGCCGGCUCCUUGAUCCUUUCUCUUCCCAAUGGCGGCCCUGCUGGCGUAAUAUACGAAUUGAUCACUGCUUGCAUUUACUAUGGCAUUAUUGCAGCAUCAAUCGCUGAAGUAAGUCAGAAAUCAGAAUGA
Molecule: messenger RNA, 336 nt
Organism: Aureobasidium uvarum
Lineage: Eukaryota; Fungi; Ascomycota; Dothideomycetes; Dothideales; Saccotheciaceae
Source: the annotation of a GenBank genome assembly